Molecule: messenger RNA, 2663 nt
Organism: Canariomyces notabilis
Lineage: Eukaryota; Fungi; Ascomycota; Sordariomycetes; Sordariales; Chaetomiaceae
Exons: 3
Coding region: 122-2281 (719 amino acids)
Source: RefSeq, a predicted model, not a curated record
UUGAUACCAGACUGUCGUCCCGAUCUAGAGAUACAAACCCAUAAUCCCAUGACUCGUGAGACAUCGCUUGGCUGGGCGUCUUGACCCAAUACACACUGGCCUCCUCGCAGCUGGACAGAGGAUGCCAAAUGGGUUGGACAUGGCGCCUCUGAAUGACCAAGGAAGAGUCGGUGUGCGAAGAGAACCAUGUGAUGGCCUUCCACUAUCUAGUGGAAACGGGCUAUAUGCCCGCCAGGAUAGGGGAGGUAAUAGGGGAAACGAGAACGGGGACGGUGAGGGCCGAGGACGAUUCCGCAACGGUAAUAACAACGGCGGCAACGAUAAUGACGGCGGUCGGGGUGACAAUGGCGACCGGGAUGGGGGUAGAAGAUUUGGCGGGGGCUUUAGGGGUGGAGGAAGGCCCAACAACAACAACAAUGACAACGAUGGCAACGGCCGUGGAUUUGGCGAUGGACAAGGUGGCGGUAAUGGCAGAGACAGAGGCGGCGGACGCGGCGAUGGUAACGGGGAAGGAGGCGGUAAUGGCAGAGACAGAGGGGACGGCAGGAGCAGAGGUGGCGGAGGUGAGGGAGAUGGGAGGGGUGAUAGGAGGAUAGGUGGCGGCGGCGGGGGAAGAGGCGACGACGGCAACAACGGAGGAGGGAGAGGAGGCGGGGAUGCUUCGGUAGCUCCCUCUAACGCCUCCCCAUCGCUCCCGUCGUCAUCAGCUCCGCCUCCUGAAUUCGCCCUAUCCCCGGAAGUGCCUACCUCAGUAACAGUCGACCCAUCCAGCACAUCUACUUCGGUUGCUGUCUUAGAGUCUGCCCUAGCACCAAGUUCGACGGUUGAGGGGAACCCGACCGUUACCGCCUUCAUCCCUUUGAUGACCAGUGAUCCCUCCAAUCUCCCAGGAGCAGGGCAGUAUGCUCAAGCCCCCGACGUGUCCUCAGCCAUUGAGCCGAGUCCGACGUCAAUUCCCAACGGUCUACCCCCUCCAAGACCGCUCGACAGCGGUAGUGGGACCGGCCAGAAUAAUGGCAAUAACCUGGAUAACGGCAGUGGCGCCGGUAGUACUGUCAGUAACAGUGAUGGCAACAACCGUCUCGAAGCGGCACAGAACGGGAUGGAUCCGGGAGCGGAGCGCAUUUUAAUUGCAGUUGGCUCAAUAGGGGUUUUCGUCCUGGUGUGUUUUGUUGUCUGGACCUUGUGGCGGACAAUGAGGAAGUCUAAAAAGAGGAAUGGAAGCCACCGCAGCGGCUUCCUUAGUGUGUUUCCGAAACGACUUGCCUCGCGAGUUCCCUUCUUCAGAAAGUUGAGCUGGCAGAGUUUAGAAGGGACAACUGUUGUCGGGUCGCCGCCGCAGCCAGUCUACCAUGAAAAGGCAGACAGUUUCGAUGCUCCAUCGGUAGACAUGACCACGAGAGACGAGAAGCUCCAGCAACAGCCGCAGCCGCAGCCGCCACAAGAGCAAGCGCAGGCUCAACAGCAAUCAUUGCCGCCGGUCCCGACAGAAGGUGUGGUUACCCAGCCUCAGAGCGUAUACCAACCACAGUUCUAUCCCCCUGGCCUAUAUUACCCAGGCAUGGUUACCAACCAGCCUUAUGCGCAUCAGCCGCAGCAGUCAUUCAGCUCCACCAACGCCGCACAGUUUGGCGCAACAAUGGCAAGCGAAUACGUCGUCAGUACCAUGCAGACAGGCACGACAGCAGCGCCUACCGUGUAUUACCACCCGUCAUUGAUGACGCAGCAAUUCUCUACGGCUCCUUACCAGGGUACUGGUGUUUACCGACAGCCUAGCAAGGUGACAAGCGAGGUAUCCUCUCUCUCGUCGGGCUUUGGAGACGACGACAUCAUCGCAGCGCAAUCUCUCGUCAACCCGUCUCCCGUCGACGGCCCUUCCCCUGUGGGCGGCAAUCCGUUCACGGCGCGCUUCUCGUGGAUGACGCAGGACCCAAACCAGCAGGCACAAUCGCAAAGCCAGCAGCCACCACAAAGCCGGAGAGAAACAAUGUACACGGAAACGAGCGAGGACCUGCCGGCAAGAUUUCGAACUCUCACGUCGUGGGUAGAUCAGCAGACGGGCCGCAUCCACAGGGCGCAGCAGAGGGAGCAGGCGCACGAGGUGCAGCCGCAGGUGCCGGUGGGGAACCCCGGCAUCCCCGGCAUCCAGAACCCGCCGCCCGGGGAGCAGAGCUUUGGGAUGAUGAUGGAUGACGAGGAGAAGCCGAGGCGGGUGGAAGAGACGUUGGCGGCGGCGGCGGCGGUACAGCAGCCAACGCAACGAAGCGGGAGCACGGGUUGAAAGCCCCGAGGCUCGGUAACAUGGGCGAUGACACAUUACAUUAGGUACUCGAAGCGAGUAUCAUAUGUACGUGACGGUCUGCUGCCGAGAGACUGUGCGUGUGAAGCCUGAAGCCAAGAUAUCUUCCUGUCGCGCAAAGCCCCGAACCCAUACAGAGCCUGGUGCUUUGGGAGGUAAGAGCUGCGGUCAGGUUUUCUUAGGUAGUAUUAAUGAGGAGGUCUUAUCUUUCGAGUGUUCCAUGUGUUGGCUCUCGUUCCUACCUCUCUGGGAAAGUAUAUAAGUCAAGUCCAACUUUCUACUUUCACCCCCCACCGGUUGAGGUGAGCCUCAGUGGUAAUGGUCCUCUCCUCGUAACCCACAUCAAAGGGAGGUCGCCAGUUCG